CUCCUCGUUAGCACAAGCUGUGAACAAGAUCAACAUAUUCCGAUCUUGCUCGUUGUACCCACGACAUGAGGUGCAACUAAUUUCAAACCUCCACUCUUUGUCAUUCAUCCGCCAUGGCGCCCACAUCGAAAGCCACCUCGAAUAGCAAAUGGACGGAACAGUACGACACACUUCGCCGUGAGGAGCUUUUCAGAAAUCCACCAAGCAAGAAGACUGCAUACCCCGAACUUGCCGAAGCCAUCCGCCCCCACGUGGACUCUUUCAACACAGUAUUCGCUGAAAAUGGCCAACUACAACAUGCGCUCAAGGACAUUGGGACGAAGACGUUCCUUGAUGGCAAUGGUCAGCAAAAUGAGGAGGGUGGGAGACGGAAUCGGCUACAGGUUCGGGUGAAGGAAGUCUUUCUUGAGAAGCCUCAAUUACCAUCGUCCAACAAGCUCGAGGGUCGGAGAGAAAUCUUGCCAGUGGAGUGCAGAGAGCGACAUGUCACAUACCGAGGGAGAUUUCGUGGGCGAUUCGAACACAGAGUCAAUGGUGGCGAGUGGAAAGAGACGGUACGAGACUUUGGUAACCUGCCAGUCAUGUUGCGGUCAAAUCGAUGCCAUCUGGAAGGACUAUCACCGAGAGAUCUGGUCAACAAGAGAGAAGAGACGGAAGAGCUGGGAGGAUACUUCAUCGUCAACGGGAUCGAGAAGCUGGUCCGAAUGUUGAUCGUCAACCGGAGGAAUUACCCAAUGGCCAUCAUCAGACCGUCGUUCGAGGGUCGAGGCGCAACAUACACAAAAUACGGCAUACAAAUCCGAUCAGUGCGACCGGAUCAGACAUCACAGACGAAUGUCCUCCACUACCUCAGUGAUGGGAAUGUGACUUUUCGAUUCUCAUGGCGAAAGAACGAGUUCCUGGUUCCGGUAUUGAUGGUGUUGAAGGCAUUGACGGAGACGAACGAUCGCGAGAUCUUCGAGGGCAUUGUUGGGCCAGCAUCAAGUAAGGGACUUGACAGCAAGCAGUUCGUCACAGAUCGUGUCGAGCUAUUGCUGAGGACAUACAAGGCAUACAACCUACACGGCAGAUCAAAAACAAGGGCAUACCUGGGAUCGAAGUUCCGCGUUGUGCUUGGUGUACCGGAGGAUCUGAGCGACGAGGCUGCUGGAACGGAAUUCUUGCGGAAAAUUGUCAUGCCGCAUCUGGGCUCUUACGAGGUGACGGAAGCCAACGAUUCGGACAAGUUCAGGAUGCUCAUCUUCAUGAUCCGGAAACUUUAUUCCCUGGUUGAAGGCGAGUGCACGAUCGAUAAUCCUGAUGCCGUCCAGAAUCAGGAGAUUCUCCUACCUGGUGCGCUUUACGGAAUGAUCAUCAAGGAGCGAAUCGAGGAAUGGCUCACGUCGAUCGGACUGAGUCUGCGGGAAUGGGGACGAUCAAACAACUGGCCUUCGUUCAAUAGUCGAGAUUUUGACAAAGACUUCAUGCCAAAGAUAAUACGAAAGACGAACGAAAACCUCGGACAAGCACUGGACUACUUUUUAUCGACCGGCAACCUGGUUUCUCCCACCGGUCUGGACCUGCAGCAAGUUUCUGGUUUCACAGUCGUGGCAGAAAAGAUCAACUUCUUCCGAUUCAUUGCUCACUUCCGCAUGGUGCAUCGUGGUAGCUUCUUUGCUCAGCUGAAGACGACCACAGUUCGAAAGCUGCUUCCGGAAAGUUGGGGCUUCCUGUGUCCUGUCCACACACCUGAUGGAUCGCCAUGUGGUCUACUGAAUCAUUUAGCACACAAAUGCAAAAUCGCAACUGAGAGCAUCGAUGCAUCAGGUGUUCCUGGUUUGAUCUCGCAGAUGGGCGUUGCCAGCGUCUCUGAUGCUACUCUCGAGGACAGUGUUUCAAUACAGCUAGACGGACGAAUACUCGGCUUCUGCUCGCCGAAGCAAGCCAAGCUCAUCGCCGACACGCUACGAUACUGGAAGGUUGAAGGAAAUCAAGGUGUCCCGACCGAGCUCGAGAUUGGCUACGUCCCGCUGUCCAUCGGCGGUCAAUAUCCCGGUGUCUACAUGUUUUCGCAAGCGGCAAGGAUGUACAGACCUGUCAAGUAUCUGCCGUUGGAGAAACUGGACUAUGUUGGACCUUUCGAACAGCCGUUCAUGUCGAUUGCUUGCACCGAGCCUGAGGUCACGUCGGGAGAUUCCACGCAUGUGGAAUUUGAUGUGACGAAUAUUCUCUCCAUCAUCGCUAAUCAGACACCCUUCUCAAACCAGAACCAGUCUCCAAGAAAUAUGUAUCAAUGUCAGAUGGGAAAGCAAACAAUGGGUACGCCAGGUACAGCACUGAAGUACAGAACCGACAACAAGUCAUACCGAUUACAGACUGGCCAGACGCCAGUUGUACGAACACCGAAGCAUAACGAGUAUGGUCUGGAUAACUUUCCCAAUGGCACCAAUGCUGUUGUGGCUGUCAUCUCAUACACCGGCUACGACAUGGACGACGCCAUGAUAAUCAACAAAUCCGCUCACGAGCGAGGCUUCGGAUAUGGUACAAUCUACAAGGCAAAGAAGAUCGAUUUGGCUGCCGAGAGCAAAGCAACACGUGGCGGGCGCGGUGGUGCAAUAACAAACAUGUUCGGUUUCGCACCUGGUGCUGUGGUCAAGUCAUCGUGGCGAGAGACAUUGGACGACGACGGCCUCGGCCGUGUCGGCGUCAAGCUACAGGAAGGAGACCCUGUGGCAUCUACAUACUCUGUUGUCAAAGAUCCACUCACCGGCGAAUACGUCAACAAGGACGGCAUCUCGCACAUCCAUCGCUACAAGGACACGGAAGCAGGCUACAUCGAAGAGAUUAAGAUGAUCGGCAACGAAGCCGGCACCAGCGACCCAUGUCAGGCCAUCAGCAUUCGCUAUCGCAUUCCUCGGUCCCCCGUCAUUGGCGACAAGUUCUCUUCCCGUCACGGUCAAAAAGGUGUCUGCUCUCAAAAGUGGCCGACCAUCGACAUGCCUUUCACUGAAUCCGGCAUGCAACCCGAUGUCAUCAUCAACCCUCACGCUUUCCCUUCCCGUAUGACAAUCGGCAUGUUCGUCGAGUCCCUCGCCGGCAAGUCCGGUGCCCUCCACGGUCUCGCACAAGACUGUACGCCUUUCAAGUUCAAGGACAAGGAAGGCGAGACGGCAGUCGAGUACUUCGGCCAUCAGCUCAAACGCGCGGGCUAUAACUACUACGGCAACGAACCGAUGUACUCAGGCAUCACAGGCGAGGAACUCGCAGCAGACAUCUACAUCGGAGUUGUCUACUACCAACGUCUGCGACACAUGGUGAACGAUAAAUUCCAGGUCCGAACGACGGGUCCUGUGACGCCUCUCACUGGCCAACCGAUCAAGGGUAGAGCAAAGGGAGGUGGUAUCCGUGUGGGAGAAAUGGAGCGCGACGCUCUGCUCGCUCACGGAACGGCGUUCUUGCUCCAAGAUCGACUGAUGAACUGCAGCGACUACACGAAAGCGAGUAUCUGCAAAGCUUGUGGGAGUUUCCUUUCGACGCAGCCGAGUGUCAACCAGUCAUUCGCGAGGAGGAGGGAAGGUGGGCGGGUGCGGUGUAGGAGGUGUAGUCGCCAGGCGUCAACGAAGGACCCGAAGAGUUUGUGCUGGGAGGAUAAGAAGGGGAAGAAAUGGGUUGGUGGGGAUGAGGUUACGACUGUUGCUGUGCCGGGUGUGUUGAAGUAUCUGGACGUGGAGUUGGCGGCGAUGGGGAUCAGGAUGAAGUUCCAGGUCGGGCCUUGA
This is a messenger RNA of Zymoseptoria tritici IPO323, 3755 nucleotides long. Its product is annotated as DNA-directed RNA polymerase I subunit RPA135. The coding region runs from base 114 to 3755 and encodes 1213 amino acids. The record is from RefSeq and is a predicted model, not a curated record. Gene Ontology annotation, molecular function: ribonucleoside binding; DNA-directed RNA polymerase activity; DNA binding. Gene Ontology annotation, cellular component: nucleus; RNA polymerase I complex. Lineage: Eukaryota; Fungi; Ascomycota; Dothideomycetes; Mycosphaerellales; Mycosphaerellaceae. Gene Ontology annotation, biological process: DNA-templated transcription. The transcript has 2 exons.